Messenger RNA from Chara braunii, 1941 nucleotides. The record is from the annotation of a GenBank genome assembly. NCBI's taxonomy places the organism in Eukaryota, Viridiplantae, Streptophyta, Charophyceae, Charales, Characeae.
GUGCUGCUGUGUUGGUAAACGGAUGUGCUGUGCAUGCGCGCAUCAGCGGCGACAUGGGCAUGGCGACUUCUCCAUGGAUGGCGGCAGCAGAGUUGGAAAUGGUUGGGUGUUUCUCCAGUGCGAUAGUCAUGCGAUAGCCGAGAAUCGAGAGGCAACGGCUUGUCCAGUUUAGGAGUUGUGUGCACUGGAUCUUGAGUUUCUCCCAAGUUUCAGAAAUGGCUUGGGAACGGUCGGGAAACCUCCUGUGAGUGAGGGCCAUGCUCCUCAUCACUGUGUGUUUGCGAGGCUAGCAAGGGGUCGGAUGGAUGCGGUCAUAAAGGUUGUGACAGCAGAAGUAAACAUCACCUGAAAUGUACGGAAAGGUUGUGAUGGAAAUAACCUGAGGUGUGUAUAGUUCUGUGAGGCCUUGUCCCACGCUGCAAAGCGAUGGCUGUGUGCUGUCCUUUCAUUUCUCACAUGAAGCACAUGUCAUUUCUCACGUGAAGCGCAUGUAUCUUUGCAUUGCAGAAUUGGUGGUGCAAGCGUUUCGGUUGAAACCUUGGAUUUCAGUGUUUUGGCUUGACCUGGUGGCCGUCUUGCGAGAUUGAUUUGUGCUGUUGGGGCCUCUCCGAGGAUGGCUCACUCUUGUCCUGCCUUUUCCAUCACUCACCUGAUGUGGCGCAUGCAUGACAGGCUACGUCAUCAGGCUUGCAUCUCCUGUCACUAGACGAAUACAGUGGCGACUUGCCCCUUUGACUGGGUGGUUGUAGGGCAUGAAAUAGAGGAGACCGCUUAUGGUUGUCGCAUUUCUCUGAAUGCCGCCCCUUUUGUAGAUGCUGGGGUGUUUGUUAAAUGGUGUGUGGAACAGAUGCACAAGGUUCACGGUUGACUUGAUUGGCAGGCGGGACGCAAAGAGACGAGGCUGUGAAGGGUGUUGUCGUCGCGGAGAUGAAGCUUGAGUAGGUUGAGUAGGGUGGGGAGGGCGAACAUCCUCUUGCAGAAACGUGAGUGUCGAAUGCGGGAGAAGAGGCUGUGAAAGCGGUUGUUGUGGCAGAGUUGAAGCUUGCGCAAACCGCUACAGUAGUACGUCGGAGCCUCUUUUGUUCGAGGCGGAUUCCCACUGCCUGCUAAGUUUUGCCGAAACGCCAGCGCAACGUUUUGUUCUAGUUUUGGCUGGUGCCGCCAGUCAUUUUGGUCCGGUUGCCCCGAGCCUCCAUUUUUUUCGGAGUGAAUCAGUCGUAACUCUCAAGUUGGCUGGGGCUGUAUACUGGUGGUUUAAGUAGGGCGGAGGGCAAACAUCCCCGCACACAAGGAGAAAAGAGGCUGCGAGGGGGAGGCUCAUCGUGGCGGAGGUGAGGCUUAGGGGGGGGGGAGGGGGCGUUAAACAUCCUCUCGCAGAAGCAUCUGGUGGCAGUUUGCCUGGCUCUCUGCAGUUCUGGCUCACUGAGGAAAACGAGGCUGUGAGGAGGAGGCUCAUCGUGGCGGAGGUGAAGCUUAGGUUAGUGUAGAGGGGGCAGAAGCAUCUGGUGACAGUUUGCCUGGCUCUCUGCAGUUUUGGCUCGCUAAGGAAUCUUCGCUGUACCACAGCUGUCUGUUGUUGCAUGAAAUUGUGGGUGUCGUACGUUUGUGGAAAAAAAGUCGCUGGUUUCGUAGUCUGUCUUGGGAAAUGGUUUCUCGACUUGCAGCUGAUUUCUGUUCUGUUUUUUUUUUUUAAUCUUAUAUCUCUCUGAGUAGACAGCUACAUUCCGGUAAGGGGAAUGCGCGUGUGGGUCUUGCACAGCUAUGAUGGGCAUUCGCAAUUCAGUACAGGAUAAAGCUGAUAAGCUUGCGAGAAACGAAGCUCGCUUAACCUCGUCCAGGCAAGUUGGGUCCUUCCACCCUGGGGAUGUGAUAAACAAUUUUUGGAUGCGAUGUGGCCUAUAUAUGAGGUGUGGACUGUUUCAAUCAAAACAGGUUGGUGAG